Molecule: messenger RNA, 5169 nt
Organism: Ooceraea biroi (clonal raider ant)
Lineage: Eukaryota; Metazoa; Arthropoda; Insecta; Hymenoptera; Formicidae
Product: glutathione hydrolase 1 proenzyme
Biological process (GO): glutathione catabolic process
Cellular component (GO): plasma membrane
Molecular function (GO): glutathione gamma-glutamate hydrolase
Source: RefSeq, a predicted model, not a curated record
UUAGUCAACUGGUCGUUCUGUCACUGCUGUGCUGCGCUCGUACAACUGUGCAAUAUGAUCGGGUCGGUAUACUUUUCUCUUCCUCGUUUCACCUGUGCAGAUAGCUGGAAACAAAUAUCUAACAGACAAGAUGAUUUUUUGCGCAACAUUAAACCGAGAUGACACGAAUUGGGAAAACGAUUCACAAAGAGUAACGAAAAAUGAGAAUUUCAACGUUGAUUCCAACGUGUCGUGUGAGACUACAAAAGAAUUCUUCUUUUACAGUGAUUAUUGUAAUUCGUAGUGUGAAAGACAUUUAGACUUGCAAAAUUUGCAUCUAAAUACAAUAGAGAUGUGUAUUGCAAGAUAUUUGAAGAGAAUAUUUGGAUAAUUGAUACGAUAUUUGGAGAAUUAAGUGUUCGUCAAGCGCGGAAUUACAUUACAUGCCACUUUGUUCAAGGAUAAUACGUUAAGAAAUAGUACAUGAAAUACGUGAGAAAGAACUCAUGAUAAAUAUGAAAUGUGACAACGGUAAAACGGACAACGAUCUGUGACCUAUGUACAAAUUUCAGGAAUACUUGAAGUGCUUAACUCAUAUCAUUUUUUUAUAUACACAGAACCUGAAAGAAAUAAACGUGAGAUUUAUAAAUUGUUUCGUAGAAAGCGACAGCUAAAUUUAUGAUUAAAUAUAAUGUGAUAUCCGAUACUGAAUGUCAUAAAAUAGAAACAAAUUGGCUGUAUUUUUUCACUUUCGAUAUCUUUGAUGAAAGUUUUCUAUUAUAAAAGUAGUAUCUGUCUUUUAACUUUUCGUCUUUUAUCCUACCGUAAGUAUUGCGUAUCGGCAAGUUCCACGUGAUGAUAGUUACCCACUAUUAACCGCAUUACAAUUGCAAAAUCGACUAACUGCCGGUUAGUUGUAGAUAAGGUUGUAUCUACAACUUUUUUGUACGUAAUCAUUAAAUACCUUCGCAGAUGCAAGAAUCUUUUUCACAUACUUAAUCGGUGAAUUGAUCAGAUUUUUUUCCGAAGGUGUCUGCUGAACUGUUGCAAUAGUUAUUAUUGUUUAAGAGAUCUUCAGAUCGCGAUAUACACACUUAUCUUUAUCGACAACAUUACUGUCGCAAUAAAUCCAUAAAUCAUGCUUAUCUAAAAGAAUAAUUCCAAUUGAGUAGGCACUCAUGUGUGCUGUUUAGUAAUAUCCAAAUAAAUCACUUAAUUAUAGUUUAAUUAUAGCACCUCUGACAACACUUUGAAAAUCGACUUUUUAAUUUCGAAGAAAACAUAUCUACAUUGCAUUACUUCUCCUACGUCGUAUCUUUAUUGCAUGUUUAUAGAGGAAUUAACAAUCAAAUAAAAUACCUGUUCUAUAUAUAGAUGGAUCAAUUACUUCUGCACACACAUGAAACAAACACGCGGUGAUUUAACAAUUAUUUAUAGAGGUGUAGACAUAUUCAAGUCUCUCGCAAAAAUUGACCAAUUAUGGAUGUUUUGUGUUUGUCUCUUGCUAUUUUGCAAUCGUGAUUGCAAUUGUACAUUACGAAAUUGAUAAAGCUACAGCUAACAGUUUGCAGCUCUUCCGACACUUUGGGAUCUGUGCCGUGUGAAUGUAUUGAAUGAAGUAUACACACAUUGUGCAAUUUCAGCGAACUGUAAUAGUAAAUGUCUUAUGCGUGUGUAAAUCUGUGAUUAGGCCAUGAUAACUUGACGUUGUUGAAUCAAUGCUGCAGUCAAGGUGGCAGUAACAGAGUGCGAUCUCAUUGGUAUUUUCCGAACGAUGCAUAUGUAUUUUUAAAUAUGUAUUUUUAAUUAAUAUACAGAUAACUCUAUAGAUAACUCUAUAGAUUUAUCAUUCAUAAACUCUAGAUUAAUCAUUGAUUGAUUACGAGAUCCAAAGUGAUUACAUAUCAAUAUUCAUAAAAAUGAUUGCUUGUUAUGAUUGCCGUGUCGUCUUGCUGCGAUUGCAACACUAAUUUUAGCACGAUUAUCACAUUUCGCGUUCAUGUUUUAAUUACUUGUAAAAUUGAUGUUAUCGCGCGAGAUGAUUCUAUAAUAUUAAAUAGACUGUAUGGUACCAUUGAACGGUGUAACAAUUAUUUUAUAGAUAAUGCAAUCGUAUAUUGUUAAUAACAAUAAUAAUAAUCGUAUUUUGUUGCCGCUAACAGAGCUUUAUGAUACUGAUGCAGGUGUAAAUGCGGUCAUGGCGAACCAUUAGAGCGUAAUCACGGUCGCGUAACUCGAACCGGUAGAAGCAUUACUGAUUUCUACGGUUAAACAUUGUAUAAAUGUUUUGUACAUCAUACAUCAAUCUACUAUACAUCACAAUGCAUCCUUUAUUAAAAAAAUAUAUACUUUUGUUUCGCUGUGCAUGUCUAUCGAUGCAUUAAAAUGCGCUGAUCGAUUGUUUAGGUAAGGAAGAGGAAGCUGAUUUUGAUGAGCCUGGCCGGACUCGUACUUCUGGCCGCUUUUGUAGCGAUAAUAACAGCCUCUGUUAUACGCAAUUUGAAUGUUAAAUGCGACAAGUACGUUAGUUCCUCCGAAUUGGGUCAGUAUGCGAAGGCCGCCGUAACAACAAAUGGUCAAGAGUGUGCACAAAUCGGUGCUGACAUUUUAGAUAAGAACGGUUCGGCGGUGGAUGCGGCGAUUGCGGCACUCCUCUGCGAAGGUGUCGCAUCUUUGCACAGUAUGGGACUGGGUGGCGGAUUUCUCAUGACGAUAUGGGACGCGAAGACCAAAAAGGCGGAUUAUCUGGAUGCGAGAGAAACCGCACCGUUGAAGGCGACGGAAGAUAUGUUCGACGGCAAUGCUCGCCUAGCCAUGUAUGGUGGAUUGGCAGUGGCAGUUCCGGGAGAACUCAUGGGCUAUUGGGAAGCGCAUAAAAAAUACGGGAAUUUGCCGUGGUCUGAAUUAUUUCAGCCUACCAUUGCGUUGUGCAACGUUGGAUCUCGCGUCAAUGAUUAUCUGGCCGCGUAUCUGCGCGUGAAGGAGCCCAUGAUAAGAAACGAGAGCAGUUUGGCAGAGAUACUCAUAAAUCCUGCCACCAAUAAAACAUGGAUUGCUGGAGACAGAAUAAAACGACCGCAACUGGCAAAGACGUUGAGGCUGUUAGCGGAUGAAGGUCCCGACAUAUUUUACAAUGGUACCAUGGGCGACGGGUUGGUCGACGAGAUAAGGGCGUUCAAAGGGAUAAUCACGAAACAGGAUUUUCAAUCGUACAGAGCUAUAUGGAGAAAGCCAAUUGUAUCGAAAAUAGGAAACCUGACGAUCUACGGUGCUCCUCCGCCGGGUUCAGGUGUAAUUUUGGCAUUCAUAAUGAACGUCCUUCGCCGACUUUUACCGGUCGACAAUGAGAACAUAAUGUGGCAACGUAUAGUUGAGACCUUUAAGUGGGCUUAUGCAAGAAGAACCGAGUUGGGAGAUCCUGACUUCGUCAAAGGAAUGGACGCGGUGCUCGCCAAUUUAACGUCCGACGAGUACGCGGAAAUGAUAAAGGGAAGGAUAAAGGACAACUGUACAAGCCAAGACCCAGAGGAGUACGGCGCUGUUACUGCAACAAUCAUGGAUUCAGGAACUGCUCAUGUAUCUGUCCUUGCUCCUGACGGUUCCGCCGUCUCUGUUACGUCGACUAUUAAUCAAGUUUUUGGCGCGAUGAUACGUUCCACAUCUACCGGUAUAAUAUUCAACGACGAGAUGGACGACUUCAGUUCACCCAAUAUAACCAACGGCUUCGAUCUCCCGCCGUCACCGGCGAAUUUUAUUCGACCCGGUAAACGCCCGUUGAGUUCGAUGAGCCCGACUAUAGUGGUCGAUCAAAACAAUGAUGUGAGAUUAGUGAUAGGUGCAGCUGGUGGCACGAAGAUCACGACUGGCGUGGCGAUUGGGAUGAUCCUGAAUCUCUGGUCUGGUUAUAACGUAAAGGAAGCGAUUGACGCGCGCAGGCUUCACCAUCAACUGAUGCCUAUGAACGUGCAGAACGAGAAAGGAUUCUGCCCAACUACGCUAAAUUACCUGUACGCGAUUGGGCACAACGUUACCACUUUCACUGGAAUUGGCAGCGCGAUUACGGCGGUAUCCAGAGAAAACGGGCUUAUAACAGCGAACUCGGACUAUCGUCGACAAGGAAGGACGGCGGGAUUGUAGAAAUUACUUUGUACAAUCCGUGCAGAUGAUCUUGUAAUACUAGAAAUUCUUUUUCGUGACACUGUGAUCUUCUUGAGAACAAAAAACUGGUAUUAGCAAGUUGCCACUUUAAUAUCGAUAUUAUUACUGGUAUUCUUUGGUAGAAUAAAAUCUCUGUUGCCAAGUGUUCUACUUCAAGAGAACGCAGUAGCGUAGAGUGCUUAAAGUUACAAAGUCGUCCAUGUGAUACAUAGAUAAUUUUUCUGUUUUAGCGUUAUAUAGAAUUUUAUAGAGAAAAUGUAUAUAUAUAUAUAUGUUGAAGUGAAUCAUUCAGAAUAUUGUUAUAAACAUAUACAUAUCAUCUAAUUCAAAAUUGUAGUAUCGGUUUAAGAUGAUAGAUGAUUGAAUUUUACAUUUAUGAUAAAUGAUUGAAUGAAGUUAAGAGAUUUGGCUCUCAUUACUUAUGAUUUAGUUGUAGAUAUUUAAGAAUUACAUUUGCAUGUAUUCUUGUGUGUACGUGUAUAUAUUUUGUCGCUCGUAGAUCAUUGCAUCUGUAUAUAUUUCAUAUAAUAUGACGUACAUGUUGAAGAAAAAUAUAAAACAAUAAAAAUUAUCUGUAUAAUAUUUUCAUGAAUAAAAAAGUAGCGUAAUUUAAAGUAAAGAUACGAUAAUUAAAAUAUGUAUGCACACAUAGGAUGAGCGCAGCAUAAUUAAGUUUCGAUUUAAGUUUCAGUAGAUCACUUAACUUAGUAAUUUCUUGGAUAUAAAGUAAUUUAUAUAACAAUUCAUUAACAUUGAGAUAAUUUCUCAAGACGUUUCUAUUGACGUUUUUUAUCAUAAUAAUAAUAGUAUUUACACAUGGCUAUUUAUUUUAUGCUAAUAAAAUAAUAAUGUAUAUAAAUUGCAAUUGGUUUCAUAAUGUAAAGAAGUAAAAUACUUCGUUUAUAAUUAGCGAGUUUAUCGCUAUUUUUAUAUUCUAUUCUCGCAAGUAUUUUCAUAUAUUAUAUGCAUUAUUUUAGGUACUGAAAGACGUCAGAACAGCAAAAUAAAGAAACAUAUCCUUGGCAAGUCACA